This is a messenger RNA of Chelonia mydas (Green sea turtle), 5617 nucleotides long. It is a transcript of the gene TIMP3, whose product is annotated as TIMP metallopeptidase inhibitor 3. Gene Ontology annotation, molecular function: metalloendopeptidase inhibitor activity; protease binding. Gene Ontology annotation, biological process: negative regulation of membrane protein ectodomain proteolysis; negative regulation of endopeptidase activity. Bases 232 to 870 code for a protein of 212 amino acids. Gene Ontology annotation, cellular component: extracellular matrix. The transcript has 5 exons. Lineage: Eukaryota; Metazoa; Chordata; Testudines; Cheloniidae. The record is from RefSeq and is a predicted model, not a curated record.
AGCUUCGAACUUCGCGUGCAGGGCGAGCCCCGGCGAAGCUGCCGCACAACUGCAUUUCCCAGCAGCAGCAGCUGUCUGGAGAGGGGGCGGGGGGGCAGCGCAAGGAGGAGAGGUUCAAAGCCCGUUUAAAAAGAAGCCUAAAAAAGAACACCCCCCCCCCCCGCAACAAGCCGGCCGUCCCCUCCUCUCCUCAGCGGAGAGCAACCCUGGGCCAGCAGCCGCGCCAGCAUCAUGUCUGUGUGGCUCAGCCUCCUCCUCGUGCUCCUCUGCAGCUGGAGCCUGAGCGACUUGGUGGCGGAGGCUUGUACCUGCCUCCCCAUCCACCCGCAGGAUGCCUUCUGCAACUCUGACAUCGUCAUCCGAGCCAAAGUGGUGGGGAAGAAGCUCAUGAAAGAUGGACCCUUUGGAACGAUGCGAUACACCGUCAAGCAGAUGAAGAUGUACAGGGGCUUUGACAAGAUGCCACAAGUUCAAUAUAUCUACACAGAAGCCUCAGAGAGUCUUUGUGGGGUCAAGCUAGAGGUCAACAAGUACCAGUAUCUGAUUACAGGCCGUGUGUAUGAAGGAAAGGUUUAUACUGGCCUGUGUAACUUGUAUGAGAAAUGGGACCGACUGACUCUGUCCCAGCGCAAAGGACUAAAUCAUCGUUACCACCUCGGUUGUGGCUGCAAGAUUAAGCCCUGCUACUACCUGCCCUGCUUCGUGACCUCCAAGAACGAGUGUCUUUGGACAGACAUGCUCUCCAACAUCGGUCAUUCAGGGUCCCAAUCAAAGCACUAUGCCUGCAUCCGACAGAAGGAAGGAUACUGCAGCUGGUACAGAGGAUGGGCGCCUCCUGAUAAAACUAUCAUCAACGCCACAGAUCCCUGAGCACAGUCCCUUCCCCAUUUCCUUUCCUCCCUCCCUUGUGGCUGAGCUUCUCUUGGACAAUAACUUCUACCAGAUCAUGAUGAUGACAAUGAAAUUAGUGCCUGUUUUCUUUCAAAUUUUAGCACUUCGAACACUUAAAAAAAAGAAAAAGUCUAUGCUGUCAUACUGAAUUUGUUUUUAAUCACCUUUUUCGAUUCUGAGAUCACCCAUUUCAGUCAGAUUAUAUUUGUCUGGGAACUUUCGUUUGCACACCGGAAAAAAAAAUUAUGGAGCCCUUGCUCUCUCUAUGUAUCAUUAUCUAUAGCAAUAUAAUCUAUAUUUUUUUAGGAAAACAAAAAUAUAAAAACUAUCCCAGUUCGGCACUAUAUCAUUCUUCCUUGCCCUGGCUUCCCCAAGCCCUCUUCACACACACACUGCACAAAUUAUGUAGACUGAAGCUAUUUGAAGGGGAAACUGGUUUAAUUAACUAGAUCAGUAAAUAAAACAAACAAACCCCUAUUCAAAUCGGGAAUUUUGGAAGUGUGAUUGGCUCCAGAAGUGGGAGAACUCAGUUGGUGUUAAGACACUGCAUCAUCUGGUAAAAGCACCAAGGACUGAAUGUCCUCCUUGCUCAUUCAGUCACAGUGUGAAGGCGAGAGCACACUGGAAGUUCUGGGGUUCCAUAGAACAUAAAGAGAGGUUUAUUAUUAUCAUAAGGUUUUUGAAAUAAAACCUGCAUUCAGGGAGGUAAUUCACCUAAGUACAAUGCAGCAGGUGAAAUGCUGAGCUUCUCUCUUUUAAACAGAGUUACUCCUGAAAUUUUUGCAGUUUAGCUCCUGCAGAAAAAUUCCCUUGUGAACAUCUUAAACCAAACAAAUGAAAAUUAUCAACACUAAAAAUCAAUCAAUCAAUCCCAUGGAGAGGGGGAAAGGGGAGACUCACUAGGGUUUACUGCUAUAAGAAAUCUAUUGCCAAAAUAGUGUUUAGCUGAAGUAAGAUGUAUAUACACAUAAUGACAUAAGCUAUUUUUGACAGGACGUGGAAUUAUUUGGUGUUAUAAACAAUGAAUGCUUUGAUUGUGUUUUAAAACAGAAAUCUUGACAUUCCGAGUCAGUGAUUUAUUUUUGGUAAAAGAUGUUGAAACUCCAGUGUACCUGCAGUAGUGGUUAGAAUCACUGUUUCGUGCCCUCUUCCCCAACCAUGGCUUACCUCCUACAGCUACACUGGCUGCAAUUGUAUAUGUAGUGAAAGCAAAAGCUGGCAGAGUGAGGCAAGGAAAAGCAACAUCUUGACAGGCACCUCCUAGAACUUUAAAUUUCAGCUGUCCAAUGGAUUCCAAGUGGGUCAAGUGCUCUGUUUCCCCCAAGCUGUUGUUAAUAUAGCUGUGGGCACACGCUUUUUCCACGUCCUGAGGCGACAUGGGGGAAGGGAUGGUCCUGGCUUCACUGUCGACUGGAGGAUUUUUUUGUUCUGUUUUGUUUUUAUUAAGAAAACUAUAAUAUAAAUUUUCUUAUUAAAUAAAAAUAUUUUAAGGUUUAAUGUUGAUGAGGAGGGGUUGCUGACAAAAUGGGUGACUGUAUAUUUUACCGAGUGUACGGGGGAGGAGGGCAACACUUAACAACAUUAUUUGUGUUUGUUUUUUAUUAUUAUAAUUAUUUAUCUUACAUAGACAUGUAUCUUCAGUUCAUUCCACUUAGGAAGCAGAGCUGCUGUCAGCAAGAAAAGGCAUUGCAGUCAUCCUAGACAGGGACAAUAUAGCAUUCUCUAUGCAGUGAUCUUUUCAAUUUGUUUGGAGCUUCUUCGCCAUUAUGAGACGGGGAAGAGUGUAUUCUAGUGUUGGGAUUGAUGCAUCAAUCGUUUUGGGGCUUCUUUGACUUCAGUGGAGCUAUGAUGAUUUACACCAGUUGAGGAUCUGGUCCAUUUAUUAGAAGACCCUUACAGCAGAAUGUAGGUGUUUGGCUUAAGUGGCAUUUUCACAGAAUCGUUUGGAUUAGAAAGAAACUUGGGUGGAAUAGUCAACAAUGCCUAACUGGUUUAGGAGAACCCAGCUCACUGAAAGUCAAUGGGGUUUGUGCCUAGGUGCACUUAAAAAUGCCACCCCUUGUCUCUACCCCUAAAUUAUGGACCUGAUCAUCAAAGGCAAUAAGCACCAUCAAUCCCUACUGAUAUCAGAGGGAGAUUAGGUUGCUUUUUAGGGUCAGGUGCUAUAUCAGGCUGCUUCCCUUUUCAGCUGGGCAUCAUCAAGUUGGGCCGUAAGCACAGGGGACCAAUUUCUGCUCUGUUCCAUCUGUGCAACUGCAGUGCAGUCACAGGUGUAACAAAGUAGAACUUUCUUAUGCGUCUCUAGCAAUGAUAAUUCCACCAGUAAACUUCACAACUUGUGGAGUGACCAUCACUGGAGCUAACCAAGGCCUGACCCAACUACCAUUCGAUCAAAGGUUCUUUAGCAAUCAUUAAAUCAUUGAGCACAGCCAUUUCUCCGAGCUUUGGAAGGCGAGAUGAAGCUUGUCAUGCAAUGAGUUGUCAGGCGUUGAUUUGGAUUUCCAUUAAACUGUGGCUCUGUAUUUUACCUGCUCACUGACUGUAUAAUUUAAAAUCAUAUAAAUAGCUGAAACAUUACAGUAUUGCAAUCACAUUAUUGUGAAAAUCUUUAUUUUGUUGCUACAAAGAUGUGUGUUCCUAGGUGGGCUGUAAUGUAUCAACGCGCUUUGUAAACAAACAAACAACAAAAACCCCAACGCUGCUACCAACAGAGUUAUUUUCCUAUCCAGAUUUCCAUUUUAUAUUGCAGAGGGUAAAAAUAUGUUUGACAUGCAGACAGCUAGAGUGGUAAAGGCGGGGGCUUGGAAAGCAACCCUCUCCCUUGCCAAAUAAAGAUGCAGCCAUAGAAGCUUUUUAAAAUGUAGAACCAAAUAGAGGGAAAGAGUAAGGGGGAAGAAACCAGCACAAAAUACAUUUCUUUUAGGAGGCUUUGAGGUUUUUUUAAAUGAAUACUAUCAGGGACAGAUAUUUUGUGGACGAAGCUUGCCCUUGCAUUAUAAGGGUCUUGUCCAAAGCCCAUUGGAAUCAAUGGGUGUUUUUCCAUUGACUUAAAUGGGCUUUGGGGUCAGGCACCUAAAUUUCUGCCUCACUAUCUACUCUUCCCUUGCCUCACUGAAGAUCACUGCAGCCUGCUAAGGCACAACUCCCUCCUUCUAGAUUACAACAGGCCUUGCAGUAUGUAAGCACUCUGUCUGGAGGACAGGAGUGAAGCUCCCGUCAGGGUGUUGUUUUCCCAGGUUAGCGUGGGUUGCCGUUGCAUAAAUCUCUUGCUGCUUCCCCUUUGUUGCGAAAGUUGAAACGUGGUCUCUAACAUCCCUACCAGCCAUGCUCUGUGCUGAAAGGGACACUGUCAAUGGGACUACUUACAUCUGUGUCCGCAUGAUCAGGGCCUUAGUUUUUAACAAACACACUUUUACUAGGUUUUAAAUAAAUCAAUAUUAUUAAAACUCCAUUUUUACAAACCUAAUUCACUUUUCUAGACUAUUUUUGCAGUUUCCUUAUUUCCAUUUUGUUUUCUUGCUUCUCUGAGCUUGGAUAACAGAUCCGUCAGUUUCACUUUCAAAUCCAAUUUCACUUUCCAGUUCUCAUCACAAGCACAGUACUGGAAUGUUUCGACUGCCAACUCUGCUUGGGGGCUCUUGGUUUCUUUAAAAAUUGUUUCCUUUUAAAGUUGGGAGGGGGGUGUUCUCCCCUCCCCAUUUUUUUUCUUUAGGGAAAAGGGUGAGGGGAAUUAUCUGUAUGUGGAAUUUCCUGUGCAGAGUCCCACUGAAGUCAAUAGGGCUCUGUGCAGACAGAGCACUCCACCAACACAGUGUAAACUGCAGGAUCAGGGCCUAAUUUUGGUGUGCCAAACAUGACCCUCGUCUACACUUUGAACUGGGGUGUAAUUCCCCACUGGAGUAGACAAACCCACUCUAGUUCUGAUUGGCGCACCACUGGAGGUACAGGUUAGUCACUCCAAGUACAGUACGUGUCUAGUGUCUCAGAGGGAUGCUACUUGGCAGCUAGCCCCUCCUGCCACUCCGGCUACACUCUGUUAUUAGCACAUUAGUACUUGCAACCCUAGGUCAGAGUGUAGAUAUACCCUUAAUAUGUCUGACUCAUCAAUGUAGACCUUCCACUCUCACCAGUGGGGAAAAAUGCUAUCUCAGGGUGCCCAUGAACACACCACUUUAUAAGAACUCAAAGUGAAGGCACAAGGAAGAAAGAGUUCCCAUUGUUUCACAGGACUUGCCAGGUAUAUUUCUUCAACUUUUUUCAAAAUAUUCUAAGUCUAUGAAUCCUUUGUAUUUUGGAAGGGAGUGACAAAAUUCAAAGGAUGGUGCAAACUUUUUUUUUUUUUUUCCAUGCAGGUCAAAGUUUUCUGUCCACCAAAUCUUGACAAAAUCCUUAAAAAAAAAAAAAAAAAUCCACUAAGCCUAUGUUGCUGCUUUUGUUGUAGUGGCUUAAUCAGUAUCUCAGUCACUCCCUUUUCUUCACUGAGCCCCUCUGCUGUUCCUGGUAGUCACAGAAAUUUGGGGAAAGGAAACGAAGCCUGGGAGAAAAUUUUAUCCAGAAGAAAUAUAUUUGUUGCUAAAUUCUGUAACACUAGUUUACAGUUUUCCUCCAUGCUAUUUAUAAAUUUUAUACUCAAUGUAUACUGUUUUUAAGGUAAUACCGCAUAAUGUUCAAUUUUUAUUGUGUCCUUUUCUUCUAAGCAGUAAAGUGGUUUUAUUUCUAUCACAGA